This is a messenger RNA of Coffea eugenioides, 1663 nucleotides long. RefSeq names its product beta-D-glucosyl crocetin beta-1,6-glucosyltransferase-like. Bases 36 to 1466 code for a protein of 476 amino acids. The record is from RefSeq and is a predicted model, not a curated record. Gene Ontology annotation, molecular function: UDP-glycosyltransferase activity. Lineage: Eukaryota; Viridiplantae; Streptophyta; Magnoliopsida; Gentianales; Rubiaceae. The transcript has a single exon.
ACCCAUAGGAUUCCAGAGAUUCAAUCAAAUCGCCAAUGGAGAAGACAUCAAACGAAUCUAAUACUCGUAGAUUCAGAGUUUUGAUGUUCCCAUGGCUAGCUCAUGGCCACAUAUCUCCCUUCUUAGAACUAUCCAAGAGACUUGCCCAAAACAACUUCCAGAUCUACUUUUGUUCCACUGAGGUAAAUCUGAGUUUCAUCAAGAAAGAUAGAAACUUGGACGAGUACUUUUCCGAUCAUUCAAUAGAAUUAGUGCAACUUGAUUUGCCACACUUCCCUGAACUCCCUCCACACUAUCACACAACCAAAAACCUCCCACCCCACCUGCAUCUAACCCUCCAUGUUGCGUUUUACAUGGGAAAGACCAACUUCCAAAACAUCCUAAACAUUUUGCAGCCAGAUUUGCUAAUAUACGACAUGUUCCAAGCAUGGGCCUCGGAGCUGGCUUCACUUAUUCAUAUCCCAUCUGUUCUUUUCUUAUGCGGUGGAGCAGUUUUCUGGUCUUGGUCGUACUUUUACCAUGUCAUGAAUGAAGGAAACUCCGGUAUCGAUGGGACUUACCCUUUUCCUGCAAUUUUUCUCCGGGAUUAUGAAAUAAAGAAUUCGGCAGCAUGGUUCUUAGAAUUCAAGAAAAACGUUCCCGAAGAAGUUGUGCUGUCUAUGACUAAGAGCUUUGAAGUAUCUUCUGACAUUGUUUUGCUGAAAACCUGCAGAGAGAUUGACGGGAAAUACAUUGAUCACUUUUCUUCCUCUCGUGGGAAGAAGAUUUUAGCUGUAGGUCCUCUUAUUGAACUAAAACAUGAUGAUACCAAGAUGGAGGAGGAGACGGAAAGCAGUUCCCAUAUCAUUGAAUUUCUGAAUGGUAGAGAGGAAUCAUCAGUGGUUUAUGUUUCUUUUGGGAGCGAAUACUUUUUGUCCGAGGAAGAAAGGGAAGAGAUGGCAUACGGGCUGGAGCUGAGUAAUGCUAACUUCAUAUGGGUAGUCAGAUUCCCCGUGGGACAUGCCAUUGCCCUUGAAGAAGCUCUACCAGAAGGGUUUCUGGAGAGGGUGAAAGACAGAGGUGUGGUGGUGGAUGGAUGGGCACCGCAGGCUAAAAUUCUCGAGCAUCCAAGCACUGGUGGUUUUGUGAGCCAUUGCGGAUGGAGUUCUUUUAUGGAAAGCUUAUAUUAUGGGGUUCCAUUGUUAGCCUUGCCCAUGCUUUAUGAUCAGCCUCUCCAAGCUAGACUUGCGGUGGAGAUUGGUGUUGGCAUUGAGAUUUUGAGGGAUGAAGAUGGGCGGAUCAAGAGGGAAAAUGUUGCUAAAGUCAUAAAAGAGGUGGUCGUAGAGAAAAUAGAGCUGGGAGAAUCAGUGAAACAAAAGGCUAAGGAAUUGGGUCACAAGUUGAGGGAAGAAGGUGAAGGGCAGUUGCAUGAAGCAGUAGAGAAGCUCAAGAGUUUAUGCAGCAAGAACCAGUCGCAAGAACAGUGAAUCCAAGGAAUCCCAUGUAUCUCAAUAAUGUUUAUGCUGAACUAUUCUAUGCUAUGGAUGCGUAAAGAUUAUUUACAUUCAUGUGCGGAUGAUGUAUGCCAAAGAAAAAUGCCUAUCAUGGUCUUGAAAUUUCAUAAAAGUUAUGGUUUUUACAGCUCUUUUUUGUGAAAUAACUCGUGCAGCAUGCUGUUCUGAAA